AUGCCAUAUGAAGCAGAUAUCAAUAAUAAUACUCAACAAGGGAUUUGUUUGUUGAAGCGAUUUUUAAUUGAACAAGGUCGUCGAUUGCCACAACCAGAACGAUGUUCAGAAAGUUUAUAUGAUUUAAUGUAUCGUUGUUGGAAUGCAAAUAUAGCUAAACGACCACGUUUCGUCGAUAUAAUCGAUGAGUUAAAUGAAACGAAUCUAAGAAAAGAUAAAAAGGACAAAGAUAACGAAGAUAAUCAAUUAGAUUUAUUUAAUCAUGAUCGAAUCGAAUCAUUUGAAGAUUUAAAAAAUCAAUGUAUACAUGAACAUAAACAAGGUCGUUAUUCACGUAUGUUACUUAACAUAAAUGAUCAUGAACCUGUUAUUAAAUCGGAUUCUGUUAAAACUAAUGUUGAAGAUAUUUUUGGACCUUUUGUUGAAAAUAUAGAUAGUUUAACAGCUGAUGAUUUAUUACUUAAUCCUGUUGCACCACAGCAUAUUCAAUAUUUAUGGUCUACUAAACAUCGACCAUGUAAAUCUAGAGCUUUAAAAAAAGUUCAUAAUGGUUAUGAUUGGAAUCAUUAUUAUAAAAAACAUUAUGAUACAGAUCAUCUGCCAUCAACACUUAUUCAGGGUUAUAAAUUCCAUAUCUUCUACCAGAAUUUGAAUGAUAAAACUACAACACCAUUAUACAACCUUACGAUUUGUGAAGAUACUCCACAUUUUUCAAUUCUCAGAUUCCAUGCUGAAUCACCAUACGAAGAUACCGCAUUUCCAAUUAUUACACUUCAAGAGUUGUUCAUGAAAUAUAUUAUGAUAUAUUCUAACACAUUGAGUGGUCUUUUUGAACAAGCUAUUCGAAAAGCUUUUCCAGAAGAUCAAACUUUGCCAGCCGUUGUCGUACCUGGACGACAAACUGAUUAUCAGUGCAAUUCGGCUAUGGCUAUUGCUCAGAGAUUAACUGCAGCUGGCAAAAAAAUUGUACCAACAGAAGUUGCCAAAAUAAUUGUUGCAAAUCUUCCUCAACAUGAGAUGAUUGGAAAAAUUGAAUAUUCUGGACCAGGUUUUAUUAAUGUUACUAUUUCUGCAACAUUUGUUUCCAAACAAAUUCGCAAUAUUCUAUUGAAAGGUGUUUUACCACCCAAUGUUUUAAAUAUGGUUGGCAAUCAUAGAAGUCAGAAUGAAAAUAAAAAGCCGAAAGUUGUCAUUGACUUUUCAUCACCAAAUAUUGCUAAAGAAAUGCAUGUUGGACAUUUACGAUCAACCAUCAUUGGUGAUAGUAUUGCUCGUCUUCUUGAAUAUGCUGGUUUUGAUGUACUUCGAUUAAAUCAUCUUGGUGAUUGGGGUACUCAAUUUGGUAUGCUUAUUGCUCACUUACAAGAUAUUUAUCCUGAAUAUAAAACGAAAUCACCAUCAAUUAGUGAUCUUUUGUCAUUUUAUAAAGAAUCAAAAAAACAUUUUGAUUCUGAUCCUGACUUUAAACAACGAGCUUAUGAAUGUGUUGUUAAACUUCAAGCAUUUGAUCCAAAUAUAAUUCAUGCAUGGAAACUCAUAUGUGAUGUAUCUCGACAAGAUUUCGAAUAUAUUUAUAAAGAACUUGAUGUUAAAAUAAUUGAUCGAGGUGAAUCUUUUUAUCAAAGCAGAAUGAUUGAUCUUAUUAAAGAACUUGAAUCGAAAAAUUUAUUAAAAUUAGAAGAAGGUCGUCAAGUAAUUUUUGUACCUGGAAUUGAUGUUCCAUUAACAAUUGUUAAAACUGAUGGAAGUUUUACAUACGAUACAAGUGAUAUGGCAACAAUAAGACAACGUCUAAUUGAAGAAAAUGCUGAUUGGCUUAUUUAUGUUAUUGAUUCGGGUCAAGCUCUUCAUAUGCAAUUAAUUUUUGCUGGAGCAAAAUUAGCUGGAUGGACUGAUGGAAAGAAUGUUCGAAUGGAUCAUGUUGGUUUUGGUGUUGUACUUGGUGAAGAUGGCAAAAAAUUAAAAAGUCGAUCCGGUGAAACGAUUCGUUUACGAGAUUUACUUGAUGAAGGUAUUGAACGAUCGAUAGCUAAAUUACAAGAAAAAAAUCGACAUAAUGUAUUAACAUUUGAAGAAUUUGAAAAAGCUCAAAAAUCAGUUGCAUAUGGUUGUAUUAAAUAUGCUGAUUUAUCGCAUAAUCGAAAUUCUGAUUAUAUAUUUUCAUUUGAUCGAAUGCUUGAUGAUCGAGGAAAUACAGCUGCUUAUUUACUUUAUGCUUAUACUCGAAUUCGAUCUAUUGCUCGAACAGCUGGUGUUGAUCAUGCAGUAUUAAAAGCAAUGAUACAUGAUAUUGACCUUAAUUUUGAAAUUGAAGAACGUGAAUUAAAAUUAGCUAAAUGUAUUAUUAAAUAUUCUGAUGUAUUUACACGAGUACUUGAUGAAUUAUUAAUGCAUGGUUUAUGUGAAUAUAUGUAUCAAUUGGCAACAACAUUUACUGAUUUUUAUGAUCGAUGUUAUUGUGUUGAAAAAGAUAAAACAACUGGUAAAGUUCGAAUUAAUUAUCGACGAAUACUUUUAUGUGAAGCAACAGCAAAUGUAUUGAAACAAUGUUUUGAAAUUUUAGGUAUUCAACCAUUAGAACGAAUGUAA
Rotaria sp. Silwood1 is the source of this 2589-nucleotide messenger RNA. The record is from the annotation of a GenBank genome assembly. Lineage: Eukaryota; Metazoa; Rotifera; Eurotatoria; Philodinida; Philodinidae.